This is a messenger RNA of Caenorhabditis bovis, 336 nucleotides long. Lineage: Eukaryota; Metazoa; Nematoda; Chromadorea; Rhabditida; Rhabditidae. The record is from the annotation of a GenBank genome assembly.
AUGUCCGCUAUCCCAGAAGGAGAUUACGAGAAAGGAAAGAAGGUGUACAAGCAGAGAUGUUUGCAGUGCCACGUCGUUGACUCGAACGCCACCAAGACCGGACCAACCCUUCAUGGUGUGAUUGGACGUACCUCGGGAACCGUUCCAGGAUUCGACUACUCGGCUGCCAACAAGAGCAAGGGCGUCGUUUGGACCCGCGAGACUCUUUUCGAGUACCUUUUGAACCCAAAGAAGUACAUCCCAGGAACCAAGAUGGUGUUCGCCGGAUUGAAGAAGGCUGACGAGCGUGCUGAUUUGAUCAAGUACAUCGAGGUCGAGAGCGCCAAGCCACUCUAA